UGUGUGUGUGUGUGUGUGUGUGUGUGUGUGUGCCUCGCCCUCAGUCCGACUUACAGAGUAGAGGACGGAAGCAGCUUGACCACAAGAGUAAAACAAAGUAGAGAGUCAGUCUGAUCUUUCUGCUUUGCAUGCUGAGGUUUUUAAGCGUUAAGAUCUGAAACUCAGAUUUUUAACCGACCGUAAACUCAGUUUGACAGGAAGUAACGAGGACUUCGUGUUUUCGUGUCCACAGAGAUGUUUGCAGCUAGAACCAAAGCAAUUGUGAAGUGUCUGGGCGCGGAGAGAGAUCUCAUCUACAACGAAAAUGCCAACCAGAAGAUUGACGUGCUGACUCUGGUCAAAGUCAGAGUCAAAAAGAGAAUCCUCUGGCCAACCGUCGAGUACAUGAUCAGCAAUCAAAAACUGCUCAACCUGCUGCAGGAGCCGGACAUCCCCUUAGACUACAAAGAUGAAGUUCUGAUAGAGGAUUUUGAGAACUUGAAUGACAGCAGUAUUGGAGGCCAUGCAGCAGCAGGAGUUGAUGCACCUAAAGUUGGCAUGAAAGUGUCUGCAGCUGUGGACACUGUGGAUGGAGCGUCCUCCUUCACUCUGAAGAAAAAGACAGUGGACACCGAAAAACUGAGGGAGAGCUGCGCUGACAAGAAGAUAAAGGAGGAGAUGGUGAACAUGCUGAAACUAAAGGAGAUGGAGAAGCUGACUUUUGUUCACCAGACAGUCUACAACCCUGCUCCUGUCACGUUUUAUGGCAAAACUGGAAAGGACGGCCUUGUGUCGGCAGUGUUUGAAAAAUUCGGAUGUUCACUGUGGAGGAAGAAGAAGAAGGAGACAAGCUUCAAAAUUCCUGAAGAUGUCACCUUCGCUUACAGCCUGAUGGAGAUCACCACUGAGGACAAUACUCUGGGAAUUCCACCUCAGUUCAUCACAAUGGAACGUUACAACAAAGGAUGGUGGAAGGUCAGCACAGACGGAGACGACGAGACGCUGCAACAAGUGACGGAAGACAUAUUUGAUAAAGCAGCUCUUCUGCAGCCGCUGGAAGAACUUCAUGAGUCGAGACGUCGUGAUCUGCUGAAAACACUCAGUGAGCUUCUGCACGACAGAGACGCUCUCUCUCUACUGGUGGAAACAUUGGAUCAGAACAGUAAAGGAGUGUUUGAGUGUCAACAGUCUCCAGCUGUCUCUUCAUUCAUGGAUCUUCUUGAUGUUUCUGAAGUCUCCAAUUCUCAGAAGGAUGCUGCUCACCUGCUAGUCAGCGCCAUGGACGCUCUACCAGAUGAUGCUGCAGCUCUUCUGGCUACCUGCAGUCUUGAAACACUGAGAGUCCUCCAGCAGCUGGUGAACAGUCUGAAGGAGAAAGCUCAGGUCAAACUCCCAGAGUCUCUGCCUGCCUCCCUGCAGGAGGAAGGAGAGCUCCGCUGGGCGGCCGAGCUCCUCUGUUUGACCGAUCAGACUCUGACAGAGCUGAGAGAUCAGUGGGACAGACCAGAUUUCUCACCAGAAGUGCUGCUGGAGCUUCUGUGUCUCAUCGUGCAGGGACUCAGCAUGAUGCAGCUUGAAACACACUCAUAAUGUGGUCAGCUCUUUUAUUAUAGAGGUAAUAUUAAAUAAAGGCUUUCACCAUUUUUCCAUUGUGUCUUAACACAACACUCAGGUGCCCAUUUGAACAGUAAAAGAGGUUUUCCAGGCUGUAAUCAUUCCUCCUCUUCAUACUGGCUAUUAAAAGAUCUCUUUCAAAAUCCA
Molecule: messenger RNA, 1740 nt
Organism: Thunnus maccoyii (southern bluefin tuna)
Lineage: Eukaryota; Metazoa; Chordata; Actinopteri; Scombriformes; Scombridae
Exons: 11
Coding region: 235-1569 (444 amino acids)
Biological process (GO): programmed cell death
Cellular component (GO): cytoplasm
Source: RefSeq, a predicted model, not a curated record